This is a messenger RNA of Cydia strobilella, 1814 nucleotides long. RefSeq names its product zinc finger protein 320-like. Lineage: Eukaryota; Metazoa; Arthropoda; Insecta; Lepidoptera; Tortricidae. Gene Ontology annotation, molecular function: RNA polymerase II transcription regulatory region sequence-specific DNA binding; DNA-binding transcription factor activity, RNA polymerase II-specific; zinc ion binding. Gene Ontology annotation, biological process: regulation of transcription by RNA polymerase II. The coding region runs from base 58 to 1776 and encodes 572 amino acids. The transcript has 9 exons. The record is from RefSeq and is a predicted model, not a curated record. Gene Ontology annotation, cellular component: nucleus.
UGUUUACUUAUAAAUCCGCGAAUUUGGUUGUAUUUUUAAUGAUUUGAAUUUUGAAACAUGAGGAACAAAUUAAUUAUUUGCCAUGCAUGUCUGAGCACAGACCGUACACUGUUCCCCAUUAAAAAACUACAAGAUUUACUAAUAAAUGUGGACUUGUUAGACUUAAAUCUGAGUAAUGAAGGGGGUGUAUGCUGGGAAUGUAAAAGAAUAUUCUUUAAGUUUUCGAGAUUCAAAAAACAAAUUGAAUUAGCUCAGGAAUCUUUACAGCAAGUGGAAAAGCUUCAGGGCUUGCAAUGCCUGAGUACAUUAUCAUGCACGGUUUCUACUACCCCCAGUUAUUCUAUCUCACACAAUGAACCAGCCAACCCUGCUACCAUAGACAACCAACCUAAAGAAAUAAAACGAGAAGUUGAUGUUGCAGACAACAUUUCUGAUCAUAACAAUGAUGAGAAACAUUCACUAGAAUCUGAUGUUGAUACAGAAAUAGAAAUUAAAAAAGAAGUUAACCCGACAGAACACACGCAAGAGAAAAGAAAAGGAAGAAUAAAAAUUAGAGAACAUAUACAAGGGAAAGAAAAAAGAAAAGAAAGAAAAAGAAUUAAUAAGAAUGAUAAAAACCUACCAACUAAUAAAAAUAAAGUUAAAAAACUACCAAUUGUAAAGAAGAAAAAGAAAAUAAAAGCGGUAGAUGAUCAAUUAAAUUUUGAUGAUAUUAAAGAUAAGUUCAUAGAAGUAGAGUUCACAGAAGAGGAGAUGGUAAAAAGCAGAGAAGAGAAGAGAAGUCACCCAAACUUUAAGAAAUUGCCAUACAACUGCUACAGCUGUGUGCUAGGGUUUACAAGAAAGGAGAAUCAUGAAAUGCAUAUGGAAAAGAAGCAUAAUGCGAGUAUCGGUCGUCACAUCUGCCCAGUAUGCCAAGUUCGCUUUGCCAGCGGUGCAACUUUAACCAAGCAUGUUCGAAAGCACUACCACUGCUACCGAUGCAAACUUUGCUCGUAUGGGACCACGGAGCUCUGGUCAGCGCUCAGCCACAGUCAGGGCAAGCACAGCGGGGACAAGGAGGGCAGUAUACAUUGCAAGAAGUGUAGCUAUGUUGCAAAGUCUCGCGAGGAGCUGGAGGAUCACACGAAGUCUCAACAUUAUCUCAUUUGCAAAGAGUGCGGCGAAAAGUUCAAAGGGUCCCAUACACUCAAAACACAUAAACGCCGCAUCCACUCGUCGCCCCGCGAGUUCGCAUGCGCCUCGUGUCCGCGCUUGUUCCGGUCCCUCGGCCGCCUCGAGGCGCACGCGGCCGCGCACGGGCCCGCCGCCGCCGCGCGCCUCGCCUACUGCGCCGUGUGCCGAGUGCAGUACAAGAACCUCUACGUCUACAGGAACCAUCUGGUCAACAGCGCCAAUCAUAGCGAGAAGCGGUAUCACUGCGAAGAGUGUGGCAAGAAUUUCGCGUCAAAAGUUUACUACAAGAGGCACUACACAUUUUAUCAUCAGAAAGAGUCUAACCACAAAUGUGAGCUAUGCGACCGGUUGUUCAUAUCCGACUUCCGGCUGCGACACCACCGGCAGAUGCGACACGGCGCCGAGCGGCUCCGGAACCACGCUUGCGACCAGUGUGGCAAAAAGUUCUAUACGGCGACGACUCUGCGCGCGCACCAGCUGACGCACUCGUCGGUGCGCACGUUCAUGUGCGCGCACUGCGGCGACACGUUCAAACAGCGCCCCGCGCUUUACACGCACACUCGUCUCGUUCACCAGGGGCUCAAGAGACAUCCUACUUAAACUCGCAAGUGUUGGAGCCCUGUCACAUAGUGCACCAA